GCGUCAGCGCCGCUACUGAGCAUGCCCACGCCACCCGCGCAUGCGCCCUGCGGCGCCGCCGUUUAUUCUAAGGGAGGACUAAUUCUGGCCGGAUGGUGCAAAAGGCUUCCCCUCCUCUCGCAGCGCGACUGCGGGGCCCGGCCACGGGAUGUGGCGGUCUCCAGCACUGUCGCCUCUCCGCAACCGGCGAAGUGCUAGUCCCCCCCUUAGCGCUCCCUCCGAACAGCGCGCACCCACCUGCAGCCAACACCAGCAGCUCACCGACUAGUCUGGCCCACCCUCCGCAGCAGCAGCGCCAGCAGAUUGGCUCCUUCCGGUGUCAUUCUUCCGCUUCUUCUACUUGGAAUGGUUCCCGCGGCCGUCAAUCCAGACGAAAGCCCACCCAUCCUCCCGAGCGGGUUCCUCUCUGUGCUCGCUGACGACACCAUGGGUGCAGUUCAGCCGCAGGCACCGCCUUUCCCCUGAUAAGUCGAUACCUGGCGCAUUCCCCUGUCACUCACAGGGUACUUUGAUGUCUGAUUGGCUGCCGUUCCUCGACGGCGGGUCCCUCCCGCCCAAGGAUAUGCGCAUGCGCGCGUUGUACCGCACGGUAGCGGAGGCAGAGGGGCGAGGGUCUCGCUGCCGUCGGACGGCGCUGGGGCCUAUGGGCAGCGUGCGCUGGGCCUUCCCUUGCGCCGCCUGGCGCCCCUGCCGCCAGGAGUGGCUGCUGGCGGCCCGGCUGGUGCAGCCAGAGGAGAAGGACCGCGUCGGCCAGUUUGUCUUUGCCCGCGAUGCCAAAGCCGCCUUGGCUGGUCGCCUGCUGAUGCGGAAAUUAAUUGCAGAAAAGUUGUGCAUACCUUGGAAUGAAAUAAACUUGCAAAGGACAUCAAAAGGAAAACCUUUCCUGGCAAAUAACGUAUUCAGUAUCUAUUCAAAUUACAACUUCAACGUCUCUCAUCAAGGAGAUUAUGCAGUUCUUGCAGCUGAGCCUGAGCUUCAAGUUGGCAUUGAUAUUAUGAAGACUAAUUUACCAGGUAGUAGCUCAAUUCCAAAUUUCUUUCACAUCAUGAAGCGGCAGUUUACUGAAACAGAGUGGGAUGUAAUCAAGUCUAUGAGUAAUGAAUGGAUGCAGCUGGAUAUGUUUUAUCGGCACUGGGCCUUAAAGGAAAGCUUCUUAAAGGCUAUUGGAGUCGGAAUUGGCUUUAACUUGCAAAGAAUUGAAUUUAAUGUGUCCCCAUUGCAACUGGAAAUAGGGAAGGUGUAUAAGGAGACAAAAAUGCUUCUGGAUGGAGAUAAAGAAGAAGAGUGGACAUUUGAGGAAACUCGGUUAGAUGACCAUCAUCAUGUUGCAGUGGCUCUCGGCAAACAGGAGGGAUUUGGACAGAAGCAUUCUGAUGUAUGUUCCAUGGAGCCUAACCAACCACAGUUUAUAGUAUUGACUUUUGAAGAUUUAGUUGUAUCUGGUAUUCCAGUCACACCUGAGGAUUCUGCAUAUUGGGAUAAUUUUUGUUCUAAGCAGGAGAGUCCAGUGAAACAGAAUUCACAUUCAAGAUCAGAAUGCUUAUAAGAAAAAGAAAAUUGUCAAAGUUUUUAUGCUGGUACUCUACAUAAUUCAGUGUGUGGGAAUAAGUGCACAUGUGUAAAUAAAACAUGCCUUUCCUUAUUUAAACUAACAGUAUGAUUUUCACCUUUUUAAAAUUGACAUUCUUUAUCAAUAUCUUAAGGAAGAUGCAUGUUUCCUCGCUGAAGGAAUUCUGAGUGAAAAGUCUAAGCUGGCCGCAUGCUUUUUUGCUUUUCCAUGCCUGUGGUUCUUACACUUCAAUAAUGACCCAUGCUAGGAACAGGGAGCAGAGCUACAAUAAUGUUGUCGAUUAGUCAACAAGUGUUUAAUAUAUAAAAAUGUGUUUCAAUACUUCAUUUAUGCUGAAGCUUAAAUUAUGAUGCUGCCUUUUCCCUUACAAAAAUAAUAGGUUUACUCUCAGGUGGCUGAAUAAAGCCAGAAGAAUUGGUACAAAUCUUUUUGCUGUUGCUGUAUGGUGCAAGUGUUUGUACAACACUUUGUGUAAUAGCAGACCGAAGAAGUCUGAAUCUUAGUAUCCUGGAACUACAUCUAUGCAAAACUAGUUUGAGGCAGGGAAUUAUAAGUAUUUCAUAUCCUUUUCACUUACAGUCUUUGUUAAUUAAAGUUUCCUGUAUGUAACUUAGGAAUUAAUUUUUAACAGUUCUUUUUGUAUUUUUUCCCCUCAGCAGCAGAUAUGAGGCAAACAGCAGUUCAGUUUUCCUAGACUUGCAUUUACAUCUGUACUGUCCUAGACACUAAGUCAUGAGGGGCGGGGGGGGGGGGGGGGGGGGGGGGGGGGGGGUGACAAACAAAAAAACCCUAUUUACAUUUUUCCAAAUAGGCUUGUAACAUCUGAAGACAGAAUAUUUUAUUGUCUUACAGUGAAUUAAAAUUUCUGGAGAUCUGUAGAUCUUGAGUGCACCUUUAGAGUAUUUGUAUUCUUUUUCAAAACAAAUCCUGUUUUGUGCCAUUACCUCUCACUUUUUCUAGAAGUCGUAGAUCUGUUAUGGUCCAUCUAAAUGUAAGGACAUGUACUGAACAGAAUGAGUCAUACUGAAUGGAAUGAUUUUCACAACUAAAAAGAGUUCAUUUCUGUCCUACAGUUAAACAUAGAUCUUCAGUGACUUCAGGUUUGCGUACAACGUGGCUGCACCCUGUAUUCUGACUAAAGGAGAAUCUACAUGUAGUGUAACCGUUGAAACCAUGCCUUAUUACAAAGAUAAAGAAAAGGUUUAGAGAGAGGAUAUGAGUUCCACAAUAUCAUACAAGCUUUUGGAAUUUUGUUGCAGAUAAUUCUGAAUUCAAAUAUGCCGUUAAACUUUCCUACUUCUACCAGUUCUGAUUAAUAUUUUCGUUUCCAUUUCAAUGACUCUCUCAUCUUGCAUGCUAAUCAUAGUUUUUGGUGUUUUGCUUUUUUCCUCCAAAACUGCAAAUCAGUGAAGCAGCAACUCUUUUCUCCAUACUCCACAGGGGUUAAAUUAGAUGUUCAGUAACUUCAAAGCUGAAGUUAACAGAAAUAUGGAGUAAUUUAUAUACAAAUUGUAAGUCAAGUAUUCCAGACUGUUUUUUUUAAAUGAAAUACAACUUGAGAGAAAUAGUUGGCACUCCAUGGAGGCCAGAAAAGGCUAUUCAGUGGGUAUGUAAUGGUAACACUUACUGGUGUAGGAUAUUUUUAACUGAUUCAGUGGACUCUGUCUUAUUCUGUUCUACCUGAAGUGUACUGUAAUCCCAGAUGGGCAAGCACAUGAAGGUGCUUAAGAGCUGAGAUAACUAGAAGCAUUGCCAAGCUGAAAGAAAGGACUUGUUCUGCCACAGUUUUAGGAAGUCUGCUGAAUAAGGAAGCCUGUUCAGAGUAUGAGAGGCUGGAGAGUACUGAGCUCUAUGGCUGGCUGGCUGUUAACUGAUACAGUACAUGCCAAUCCUCACCAAUCCUCACCAGUCACUGAGGACCCCAUCAAUUGUAGCUGUACCAGCCAGUUAAAAUUGCCGACUUUUUUGCUGGGACAAUGAAAUCAGCUGCAAAUAUAGGGUGGGAUGAAUAGGAAAUUUUCAGAUCUGGGGAUAUUUCUGGGGAUAAAGGAAUUCAUUUCGUAUUAGAGAUUAGUUAUUUUUGCCUAGUGACAGUGUCUCAAAACCAAAUUUUUCUCUCAUUGGAAAGAGUUUAAAAAGUUUUACUGAAAUUAUUUAUAAUAUUGUUCUUGCAUAUAUGUAGAGGACAAACCAAUUCUGUUAAAUUAGAAAAUUACACUUGGUUUGCUUGCCAGGAAUAUGAUAAUUUUCAGGUCUGUAUCUAAUUAGAAAGGUUAGAAAAACAAAGGAGUUUGUUUUGGUUAGCUUUCCAUGAAACAAAAGCAUAGUUUCUGACAGUCGAGACAGAAUCAUCUAGAAGAUUGCAGUUCCUCAUGUUAUGAUUUUGUCCAUGUCUUUGAUUUACACUGAGCUAUUUGAAAAAAAAAAAGUUAAUCUCUCUCUUUUUCUUUUUUUUUUUCUCUUUUUUUUUUUUUUUUAAACCUUAGGUAGCAGUAAAGUUAGGUGAUGGUAGUGCCUUGUGAAGAGCCGCUUGAGUCAGGUGGUUUAGUGUCAGUGCAAACGGACAGAAUUUUUACACUUGGUUUUACCACUGUGGAAAAGAGCAGCUGCAUAGUUAUGGCAAUAUCAGCUAAAAGCAUGCUGCUAAAAGGCCAGCAAGACACUCUGACUCUUUAUGAAUGUGAAUGAUCCUUCUUAAAAGUCAUCAGAAUUUUUUGCUGGGCAUCUGUGUACUGCAGAGGCAUGUAUUGAAAUAAAUGUUGCCAGUGUGUACAGAUGAGUUAUGUAAUCUCACAGCUCUAAGAUAUUUUUUUUAUUAUUUCACACACUUUUUUUUUAUUAUACCUUCCCUUAUAUGAAAAACUGAGCCCUGUAUCCAUACAUGGCCAUAACACUGGCUUCCUUGCAUUUCCUCAGAAUAUAGUCUUAAUGUCCAUACUGUUGCUGCUGUUUUUAGAAAUACUGGUCCAGCACAGCUCCAGCUUCCCUCACUAAUUGAUGUUGGCCCAGUCCAGUGCAGAUGAGCUGAUCUUUGCUGGUCUCCCAUCACUCUUCUAUCUGCAACAAAUUUCCCAGUUAUGUCUAGAAGCCCUCUGCCCUUCAGGUUCCUUCUCUAGAGCUCCAUUCCUUUAUCUGUUUUGUUUUCUAUAUACUGCCCUAGACAUGACCGUACCACAUACCUGGAUUCUAAAGAGUAAGAAGCUGCAGAAACACAAGCUCUGCUCCACGUGAGCCUUUCCCAGCAGGGGCUGUGGCUAGGUAGUCUUUUUCCCUGUGGAACAGGAUUCACCAGCUUCCCUGUUACUCAAGUACAGAUUCAGAUCCUAGAUCAGAUCUGCUGCCCUAGACUGCAGAUCAACACAGUGUUUCUGAGGAGUAGCUAUUAAUAGUCUGACCUAAAAAAUUUUAAAAAAGUUUUAAAAAGUUCUGGUCUUCAGUGAACAGAUUGUCAAAAGUGAAUAAAUGUGUCUUACUUUGGAUAUAUCGUCAUGUUUAAACCUUUGUUUAUCUUACAUAAAAAUUAUUAGAGUGGCUAGGAAUUUCAGAGGAUAAAACUGUUCAAGACAAUUUGCAGCUGUGUGACAAGAGACCGGUGCCAUUUGAUGUGAAAAUCUGUAACUUUGAAAAGUGGAUCAUAGGAAUUCACUCUUAGCCUUUCACAAAGUCUGUAAACCUAUGCAAGAUAUAUAUUGUUACUAUAUUAUGGGAUCAAAUGCCACUGAUGUUAAUCAAAUGUACUUAUCUUAGACAAGAAAUCAUAGAUGUACCAGCAAAAGUAGUGUAAAUAUGGUUGUAAUCUAUAUGUUCUUGUAAACAUUCAGGCAGCAGCUGACUGCAAUAAAGCCAUGAUCUACAAAGAAAAUCCAGAUAGGAAGUAAAAGAUAGCUAUUCAAGUGAGCAUAGGCUGUCUCUUUGUUGGAGCUUUACAAGAUUAUAGUGCUACAUUCUACAAAGAUGGUAAGUGGUGCUUGGGCACAAUUGAUACAACCAAGUCUAAAACAGUGAUUUAGAUUUUCCUCCUUAACUGCUGCCUAAUUCUGCAGGUGGCUGGACAUGCUAAUUUGCUCUUCAUGUUCCUCCAGAAUAUGGAUAUUUUUGAUUGCUCUACAUUAUGUAGAAAAUGUAAGCAUGAAGUAAAUUCUGACUUCUUCUCAAAAGAGCCAACAUUUUAAAAGUUUUUUUUCAAAAAGUCACAUAUUGUAAAAUGUUAUUGUCUUGUGCUGUUAUGUACAGUUUUUUGUGGCCAGAUACUAUGUAUGACUCCUAUUUCUGAUAAGAUUGAGUUUAAUUUCUUUCUUGAAAUAAAAAGUAGGUUAUUUUA
Messenger RNA from Aquila chrysaetos chrysaetos, 5891 nucleotides. It is a transcript of the gene AASDHPPT, whose product is annotated as aminoadipate-semialdehyde dehydrogenase-phosphopantetheinyl transferase. NCBI's taxonomy places the organism in Eukaryota, Metazoa, Chordata, Aves, Accipitriformes, Accipitridae. Gene Ontology annotation, molecular function: magnesium ion binding; holo-[acyl-carrier-protein] synthase activity. The record is from RefSeq and is a predicted model, not a curated record. Gene Ontology annotation, cellular component: cytosol. The transcript is spliced from 6 exons.